Messenger RNA from Penicillium argentinense, 1125 nucleotides. RefSeq lists its product as uncharacterized. Bases 1 to 1125 code for a protein of 374 amino acids. The transcript has a single exon. Lineage: Eukaryota; Fungi; Ascomycota; Eurotiomycetes; Eurotiales; Aspergillaceae. The record is from RefSeq and is a predicted model, not a curated record.
AUGGCGGGGUCGAUUAUGGGCAUCGUCCCAAGGCGGCCAUUUUUGCUACUCACCAUGUUCAUGACCGUUUUGCGAACGAGCCAUGCACUGGAUGCCCUUGAUCUCUUCGAUCGAAGCUCGGACUCCUGUCCUCAAUCCUACGAUCAAUGCGGUGGUGAUCUCCCGAGUAAUUUUUGCUGCCCGUCCUCAUCGACUUGUGUGAUAGCCAAUUCUACAACGGCCAUCUGCUGCCCGUCGGGCUCCACCUGCGACUACAUUUCACCCAUCGAUUGCGAUAUCCAACAGCAAAAUGCUACUGCCCACCCAAAGAGUACCGUUAAGACGACUCGGCUUGAUGGUAAGCUCUCAAGCUGUGGUGAUUCCUGCUGCCCAUUUGGCUAUUCCUGCGGGGGGGACCGCAUGUGCAUCAUGGACAAACAUUCCACAAAUACGACGUCAGCAUCUACAUCAACAGGAACCGGUACCAUCGGUGCGACCUUCACGCCAUUCUCGUCGUCUACCGCCGACCCCGGAAACACUUCCGCCUGUCCUUCCUUCCCCAGCAAAGCCGUGGUUGCUGGCUUCUUCCCAGGUGCCAUCUUUGGCGCCGUCCUCGCUCUCCUCAUCGGCACAUGUAUCCGUCGACGCACACAUAAGAAGAUGCAAAAGGAAGACCCCAAGUUUGUCCCACACUGGUCUCAUCGUACCUCUACGGGUGCCGUCAUGGGUAUAUCGAGCCCCAUGGCCUCGGAGGACGCGUCCUAUCGUACAGAUUUCCUCCUGCGGCCAUCAUCUGCCAAUCGCUCCUCGGUCGGUGCUCGGUCGGCUCGUUCCAGGGUGAGCAGGACCGGUAGCAGAGUCAGGAGCCUCUUCAAUGCUGGACCCAAGCUAGACAUGGUGGUGCCUCCAGUUCCCAAAGUGCCCAAUCCCGUCACUCCUCCGCGUCAGCGCCAACCUAGCACUGAGAGCAUCAAGGUGUAUUCGCCGCCUGGGGCAUUCUCCCAGUCGAGAAAAUUUCUAGGCCCUGAGCCAUAUCCUAGUACGAUCGCGCGGCCGGACACCACUUUUACGGAUUUGAUGCAAGUGGUAGGGUUUAAUGAUACAAAGGGAAAUCCGACAUACAAGGUGACGGUGGAUGAAAAAUAG